This is a messenger RNA of Tuber aestivum (summer truffle), 2473 nucleotides long. NCBI's taxonomy places the organism in Eukaryota, Fungi, Ascomycota, Pezizomycetes, Pezizales, Tuberaceae. The record is from the annotation of a GenBank genome assembly.
CCAUCGCCAAGCCACGAGCCUAGUCCAAACGCGGUUUUUCGCAGCCAGCUUACCCACUGAACGUUUUCCCCUGAGCAACAGCAACAACGGCGUUCUCCUCACGCUCUCGUUUCCCUUCCCCCUCCUCCUCUCACUACGCUGCAGCUGACACCAGCUCUUCAUCGCAAUCACCCUCGCCAUACUACAUCCGACAACCAGCGACCCGACUCCUAAACCCCAUCAACUACCUCUCCCGACCUCAGACCGCCGCGCUCCCACCGGUUCACCGUCUCCCGAGAUCGCAUCGGACAUCCUCGCUUGCCGCCGUACGCUUCUCCGAUUCCUCUGAGGUUUUAUUGGAUGAAAGCCGUGCGGCGGAGGACCAGAACCCCUUUAAUCACCCACGCUACGAGGGCAACUUCCGGCAGUUACUCCCUUUAGACAGCCCUCGCGUAUUUAGGGGAGGGAAGGGUCGCAAAUACGCCAUGUCCCGGAAUACACCAUUAUCUGAUGACGGGGGAGGAAUCACAGAUACAGACGCGGACACCAGUCGGAGUGUGACGCCAAAUAUUAAGUUACCGCUGCAAAAGAUGGAACCCGCAGUGGUAAGGCAGAGUGGAGGGGGAGCAGGAGCCUUGUUAGGAGAGGGACUCCAUAGAGGGCCUACGGGCAAUACUACUGGUUCGUGGCUCGGCGAUCCUGACCGGGACUCAAGGGAUAGCAUAGAGCUGGAGGUAGAGAGGGGGGUAAAAUUGGAGGACAUGAGGAACUACAGGGCGAGGCAUCACGCACUGCAACAAGGUCAGCAACCAGAAGGCGGUAUGCCCAGAAGCGUGCCGAGCAGACACAGCGGGCUACCUGUCAUCGGCGACGAAGAGUCGCGCCCGCAAACGCCCGCCUCGGGUACCAGCGAAUGGAACGGCAGCCAUCCAUGCUUCCCACACCGCAAUCCAUACGUCCCCGCAAACUCACCGCUCUACGAAUCCACCCGCAUAAUCAGGAUCCAGCGUGAUUUCAUGAUCAAUGGUGACCUCUCGCCCGCUUACUCUAACACCUUCCCGGAUAUAUUAGAACCGCACGUCAGCGAGGAACGCUUCAGGAUGGUCAUCGCACGCGUUAACAAUGAGCUCGCUAAAGCGUUUGAUCCAUGGAAUCUGUGGAAUUGGCUAGAUGCCAUGUUUGGUCUGUUCACGUUAUGGGUGUUGGAGGAUAUUAUUGAUACCUACGUCAAGCGGAGAUUGCGGGCCGUCGAAGCGUUCUUGCAGCAGCAGAAUGAAGAGUUGGAAAGGGCUGGGUCGCGGGCGGUUUUUGUACCACUGAGACGGACGGGGUAUAUGAAUGUGAGAUUCUUGGUACCAUUUGUUGCUGAUGCCAUGCUAACGCCAACUGUUACAGUUGGACGUACAAAUUCCGGACCCGACGAUACUCCCAUCAGAUGAAGGUGAUCAAUUACCACCAGACCCCGAUCAUAAAUUCAAUAUUGCACCAUCUGACGCUGGCAGCGCAGUUCCUACGAUCGAAAUAAACGAGCAUAUAGGCUCACCACCACGACCAAGCGCUCAUCUACAGUACGCCGCUGCAGAUCACUUCACGGGUAGAUAAACCAUGCCACUCCCCCUCCUCUUCUUGGCAUUGUGUUUCUUCUCUUCCUCUUUUGCUUUUUGCUCUUUUGUUUCUAUUUUUAUUCGCGGGGGGUUUUUUUUGAGUUCAUCCUUUUACGGCCAGGUGUUCAAGACGGACUUACGCUUCCUUUUUCUCUCUUUUGUCCAACCAACAAAAGAAACCUCUAAUGGGCUACGCUUAAUUUCUACUCUCCUUACUAUGAUACUGCCGCUCCGCUAACUCUUUUUUUUUCCACUUCUUUGUAUCAUUAAUUUACACCUAGCUUUUCCCCUUUUCCCCUUUUCCCUCCUUUACUUUACUUUACUUCUCUUUUACUCUUCACGUUUAUCCCUUACUUUUUUGCUUUAGGUUGGUUAGACCCGAGCCGGUGGAACAUUUCUUCGGGGAUAUAUGUUUUGGGCUUUUUUUCCCUAUUUCUGUUACGGUAAUAUUAGUACCGCGCUCCUCCGUUCCUCCCCCUGACGGCGGGAUGGCUAGGUGGAAAUAUCAAUCACCUGGGGGGGGGGGGGGGAUGGCGGGUUAUUUAACUGGGCGGUCGGUUGGUUAGUUGGUUAGUUAGAGGGAAGAUGCAUCGUUUUUUUCUUCUUCACAGCCUAGUCUAGUCUAGCCCAAAACACACAAGCAUACAAAGAAGCAAACAAACCUGUACUAUACAUGUAUAAUAACCCACUUUAUAUAUAUAACAAAGUCUAAAGAACCAAACGCGCGAAACCAAUGGGUAUCACAUCCCCUCCCCCUCCUCUCCACCUCAUGAAAAAUCACUCGCCUUCCCAUUCGCCUUCCCCCCCACAAUCCAAAUCCCUAGCCCCAGCCAACAACCCUGCAACAACCCUUCUAGCAUCCCUAAAAUCAAACUCCUUGGAAACAGCCC